Molecule: messenger RNA, 1066 nt
Organism: Heterotrigona itama
Lineage: Eukaryota; Metazoa; Arthropoda; Insecta; Hymenoptera; Apidae
Source: the annotation of a GenBank genome assembly
AUGCCAGAACAACGGGGUUCAGGGCUCAACUGGCUAGCAAUUGCAAAUAGAGGGUAGAACAUUGAUGCUAAAAAAAUCUUUUCAUUAGUUGUCAUUCUGGCACGACUAAAUCUAAGCAAUACAGGAAAAUUUUCUGCUUGUUCUAGAAAUUCAAAUACAUCUUUCCCAUUUUCCAAUUCACGGCCUAUCACAGGACCACCAUUUACUGCAGUUAAAACGUGACCUACUAUAAUAAACGAAUGCAUUCGUUAGUCGAAAAAUUCAAGCAAAUUGGAAGUAAAAGAAACACUGUCCAUUUUACCAUUAAUGCCAUCCUUUUGUCCAAACGAGACGACGAUCUUCUUGUUUUCGUAAUUCAACUUCAAAUCAAGAGGAAAAUUAAACGUCCUUUCAUUUUCAAUUCGUGGAACAUUGUGAUCGUGAUUAAAUAUCAAUCCACCCGAUUUCGAUACAAUAUAAACACCGUAAAUAACCAUGAUUGAAUUAUUUUAACUCACAGUGCAAUUAAUUGUCACUUUUUAAUUGUCUCAAGUUUCAUUUAUUUGCAAUUUCUAAAUAAUUGUUUAUUUACAAUUGUUAAAUAUCAACUACUUUUUAGGUUAUGUCUCAUCGAGAUUGCACAUGAAAAUCACCAUUCAAUGUUAAUAUAACGUGCAUCGUUCUUGGCUGUGUGCUGCUAUAAAUCUGUACAUGUCUAUCUUUAAAGGUACAUUCAGACUCAAAUUAUGAGCACAUAAAGGUCAGUAGAUAAUUGAAUAAAAAGCAGUAAUAAAUUAUCUCUUUUUUGCGUUAUCGUCUAAUUACUCCAUAAUUUGUUUCAUACAAAUUCAAAUUUUUUUAUAUAUUUUAGACAGCUUCGUCGCUGUCACUUUUUGUAUGCCCGUAACUUUACGGACGAUUAUCCACAGAUAGAUUGCAACUACGUAUAUUAUCUAUAGCAACUUGACAAUAGAAAACAAAUAUGUAUAUAUUAUGAUAUUUUUUCUUCUGCUGAAAUGGAAAAUAAAAGAUAUUAUCAACGUGUAUUCGCAAACAAUUGUUUAGAAAUCUGGACAAAAUUGAAGUU